This is a messenger RNA of Protobothrops mucrosquamatus (brown spotted pit viper), 1498 nucleotides long. RefSeq names its product platelet-activating factor acetylhydrolase IB subunit alpha. The coding region runs from base 176 to 1408 and encodes 410 amino acids. Gene Ontology annotation, molecular function: protein binding. Gene Ontology annotation, cellular component: COPI vesicle coat. The transcript has 10 exons. NCBI's taxonomy places the organism in Eukaryota, Metazoa, Chordata, Lepidosauria, Squamata, Viperidae. Gene Ontology annotation, biological process: intracellular protein transport; intra-Golgi vesicle-mediated transport; endoplasmic reticulum to Golgi vesicle-mediated transport. The record is from RefSeq and is a predicted model, not a curated record.
AUGACUCUUCAUUGUUGAAUGCAUCCUGCCUAUUUGCUAGUGUUUACCUGUGGCACCACCUUGUCUUUUGGGUUGAAGCCACUUUGUGGCAGACUAAAUUGUGCAUCACAGAAUUUCAAAGGAGCUUGACGCUGAGGAGACAGCUGGAUCGCAUUAGCCAGACAUCACAGCCACAAUGGUGCUGUCACAGAGGCAACGAGAUGAGCUAAAUCGAGCGAUAGCAGAUUAUCUUCGUUCUAACGGCUAUGAAGAGGCAUACUCUGUUUUUAAAAAGGAGGCAGAGCUUGAUGUGAAUGAAGAAUUAGAUAAGAAAUAUGCUGGGCUCUUGGAAAAAAAAUGGACAUCAGUUAUAAGAUUACAAAAGAAAGUUAUGGAAUUAGAAUCCAAAUUAAAUGAAGCUAAAGAAGAAUUUACAUCAGGUGGGCCUCUUGGUCAGAAGCGAGAUCCUAAAGAAUGGAUUCCCCGUCCUCCAGAAAAGUACGCAUUAAGUGGGCACAGAAGUCCAGUCACAAGAGUAAUUUUCCAUCCAGUUUUCAGUGUUAUGGUCUCUGCUUCAGAGGAUGCUACAAUAAAGGUAUGGGAUUAUGAGACAGGAGAUUUUGAACGCACCCUGAAAGGCCACACAGAUUCUGUGCAGGAUAUUUCCUUCGACCAUAGUGGCAAGCUGUUGGCCUCUUGUUCUGCAGAUAUGACCAUUAAGUUAUGGGAUUUCCAAGGCUUUGAGUGCAUCAGAACCAUGCAUGGACAUGAUCAUAAUGUUUCUUCAGUAGCCAUCAUGCCCAAUGGGGAUUAUAUAGUAUCUGCUUCAAGGGAUAAAACCAUCAAAAUGUGGGAAAUUCAAACAGGCUACUGUGUGAAGACUUUCAAUGGGCAUCGAGAAUGGGUCCGCAUGGUACGGCCUAACCAGGAUGGCACGCUGAUUGCCAGCUGUUCUAAUGACCAGACCGUGCGUGUCUGGGUGGUAGCAACAAAGGAGUGCAAAGCUGAACUUAGAGAACAUGAGCAUGUAGUAGAGUGUAUUUCCUGGGCUCCCGAGAGCUCUUAUUCCACCAUACUGGAAGCUACAGGAUCUGAGACUAAGAAGAGUGGUAAGCCUGGGCCUUUCCUGCUUUCUGGAUCUAGAGACAAGACCAUUAAGAUGUGGGACAUUAGUACUGGCAUGUGCCUUAUGACUCUCGUGGGCCAUGAUAACUGGGUACGUGGUGUCCUGUUCCACUCUGGUGGUAAAUUUAUUUUGAGCUGUGCCGAUGACAAGACCUUACGUGUCUGGGACUACAAGAACAAAAGAUGCAUGAAGACUCUUAACGCGCACGAACAUUUUGUUACCUCGUUGGAUUUCCACAAGACAGCGCCCUAUGUGGUCACCGGCAGCGUAGAUCAAACAGUAAAAGUGUGGGAGUGCCGUUGAUUGGAUUUACAUCUGACCCCUCCCCUCCCCUUCCUGUCCCUCUGGAUGCACUCGGAUACCAUGGUUACCCAUUGAGCUCUGUUUAAAAUA